Asparagus officinalis (garden asparagus) is the source of this 618-nucleotide messenger RNA. RefSeq lists its product as uncharacterized. Lineage: Eukaryota; Viridiplantae; Streptophyta; Magnoliopsida; Asparagales; Asparagaceae. The transcript has a single exon. The coding region runs from base 1 to 618 and encodes 205 amino acids. The record is from RefSeq and is a predicted model, not a curated record.
AUGAUAAACUUCUGUUCCUCAGGCAAAAAAGAACUUUGUGCCAUUAAAGUAGAUUUUUUCAAAGCAUUCGAUUGUGUUAACUGGGAUUUUCUCCUCAUCCUCCUCAAAGCCAGAGGGUUCAGUGACUUAUGGUGCACCUGGAUCCUUAAUAUUCUAUCCUCAGCUAAGUCUGCUGUCUUAGUUAAUGGCUCACCUACUGCUUUCUUCCGCUGUCAUAGGGGCCUUAAACAGGGUGACUCCCUCUCCCCCCUCCUCUUCUUGCUGAUAGUAGAUGUCCUGAGUAAGAUGAUCUCAGCCAGUGCUCUCUCUGGAGACCUCUCUAACCUUAAUUUGAAAGGGGAACUAAACAAUAUUAGAACCCUCCAGUUUGCAGACGAUACCCUCAUCUUUUGUAGAGCCUCAUGUAAAGACAUUCAUACUCUCAAAAGAAUCCUCCACAUCUUUGGUCUUAUCUCUGGUCUAUCCAUGAAUCAGUCCAAAACUCACCUCCAUUACCUUGGUAGAAUUCCUAAUAAGGGUAUCUCUCUUGCUGACAGUCUUAAUUGUUCUCUUGGUACUCUUCCAUUCUCUUAUCUCGGCCUUCCUCUCAAAAGGGGUUCUCUCUCCAAAAGAGAGUAG